CCACGUGAUACCGGAAGUGGGCGUGGCUAGGAGGAACUUCCGGUAACCCCUCCGCGGCUGAUAGCCGCGGCGGACCUGCCGGUACCGACCCAGCAGAGGAGACGAAGCGGCCGGAGGAGAAGGACGCGGCCGGUUCGCCCCUCCUCUCCUCAGCCCAGCUCCUCCUCCCGGUUCAAGAUGAACUAUAUGCCGGGUACCGCCAGCCUCAUCGAGGAUAUUGACACUAAUUUAGUGUUACACCAGACUGUGGAACGUAUUCAUGUGGGCAAAAAAUAUGGCGAUAUUCCUCGAGGGAUUUUUGUUGUCCGAGGAGAAAAUGUGGUCCUCCUUGGAGAAAUAGAUCUGGAGAAGGAAAGUGAUACUCCCCUUCAGCAAGUGUCUAUUGAGGAAAUCCUAGAAGAACAAAGAGUGGAACAACAGACUAAGCAGGAAGCAGAAAAACUGAAAGUCCAAGCUCUCAAGGAAAGGGGCCUCUCUAUUCCCCGUGCAGAUACUCUGGAUGAGUACUAGAUGUUCUACUCUGAAACUUGCUCUCCUAGCAGCAGAAUUUGUCACUGGAGUUUUAGUGACACAAUGGUUACUCUUUACAUUGAACUGAAGACUAUAGAGUUUUGGAAAAUGGUUUUAUUUUGGAUUCAGUUUCACAAUUAUGCCAUGAAGAAAUCAUGUGGCCUUAAUUUUUUCUUAACAGAAUCACUGUAUAAAGGAGAAUGGAAAUUUUCACACAUGGCUGUGGAGCCAACAGAUUACUUCUACUAGCCUUUAUAGAGGAACUUAUUCACUUGUAAAUAAAAUAUGAAUCUCAAAACCAACUUAUUCCCCACAUCGAAGCCACAUCUGUAUCUCCAGGUAUUGGAUUAAGGAGCAGCUUAUCACAAAAACAAUAAGUAUUACUGUUGAGGUUGGGAAGGGGAACCCUCAAAAGUUUGGGGUCAUAAACUGGUGUCCGUGAAGUAUCUCAAAAAAAUUUGCAGGCUUGAAUCUAUCCCUCCUACUCAAGGGGCAAAGUUUAUUAUAAUUGUAAUACCAUCACAAAGCAAGCUAAAUUUCCAAAAGAAAUUAGCAAAGAAACAGAAGCAAAGAGACACGAUUAUCCAAUGUUCUAUCAUUGACAUGUUAAUUCUAUAACUUAUAAAUAGAACUGAGGAAUGGUCUCUGGAAUUUGGUUAUCACUGACCAACAGAUUAUUUAUCUGACUGUCAGCAAUGAACUGAGUAGGUCUUAUUUACUAUUGUAUCAAGAUGUUUGAUUUGUGGGACUAUUCUGAGGCCAGAAGUUAUCUGAUUGAGGAGUGGUCUAUUCAGAAUCAGACAGAUUGGGCAUGGGAAUUUCUUGAGGCAGACUCCAAAGCCAGAAGAUUUAGGAUUACUGAUUUAACAGAAAUCCCCCUAAAAUCAGAGUACCACAAAAUCAUAUUACAUCAUUACUACAGUGAGAAAUAGCUGUAUUAGACCUGGAAGGGGCAAAAAUAAAAGUCCAUUUUACUGUGCAACUGCAGCAAUGGGUGUCCUAUAGAAUAGGCACACUUAGAAUCAAACAUAAUUUUUUAUACUUUGUCAUCUAAAACAAGAUCCCUGAUUCCCCAUUGACUGAGUGAUACAGAAAUUACAAUCUGUCCAAAGCACCUAAUUCCCCUACAGAGUUCUCUACCCCAUCACAUCUUCCUUACACUUGUGACCCCACAUAUUUGUUUACCUAACUACUCCUCUUGACAUUCACCUCAUUUGGACAUAAUUGAGCUCCUCCCCUGGUUCCCCUUUGGCUGGAUAUCAGAGGUUAUAGUCUAUCUGGAGAGCCUAAUUUCCCCAGAUGAUUUUCCUCCUUGAUUACAUGUUCCCUCCACUUGAGUGUGAGUUCUUAUCCCUGAUUACAUCUCAUUGUUUCUUACUCUAUUUUACGGUUUCUCUCCAUAAGUUUUGUUUGCCUUUGUCAACCAAACUUUAGAGUCUUAUUUCUUCGGUUGCAAUUUCUUAUUUAGAUUACAUUUCUCAAGUUUUGUAACUAUGUGGAAAUUAAACCCUCAUCCAAUUCUAACAAUAUUAAUCAUAUGUGGCUCACUUAAGGCAUAUUUCUGAGUCAUGUAUUAAGAGUUCCCCUUCUCAUUUUUGUUAUUGCUAAACAGUGAAAACUACCCAGCACAGCUGUAUUUUGAUUUGGAGGGGGGGAAACUUGAGUAAGGUGAGUUUUCCUAAAAACUUGUCACAAUAGACAUAGAUGUCACAAGUUCAAGCACGCACACAACUUCCAUGGCCCACUAUUUCUUCUAACAGUUUUCUCACUGGAUGAUGAAACAAUUAAUACUGUCCCUAUAUCAGCUGUUUCAACUUUUCUUUCUGUUAGGAACUAGCUACUGUCCUUCUACAGUGUGGGUUUUUUAAUUGCCAUCUUUUGAUUUUUCAUUAGCUUUCUUUCCCAAACUAUCCAGAAGCUUAAAAAGCUAGGGAAAGGAGACAGUUCUGUAAAGCCUCUGCCAAGUAUGACUUUUAACUUUCUCACCCAUAAUGUCUACCCUUGUAAAUAAGAGUGGGAGAUGCAUUUUUCUGAUAUUCUUGGAUCAAACAAUUUUAAAUGUGUGAUUUGGGGUUUCAGGUUUUAGUGCUUAAUUUGUAUAUUUUUUCUGGUUAUGCUUCAUACUGAAUUGGUUCAUAAAUUUUUUCUACAUGCUUCUCCCUAUUCUUCAUAUUUGUCAUUGCCUAGGGUUCAGAAUACUUUAUGUACCACAAUUAGCAAUUCCCCCUUGAUGGACACUCAUUUUUUCUUGACAAUUAUUACAAAAAGUGUUGCUGAAGUGGUAAAGUAGGCACUAGGAAUGGUUUUAGGAGAACAUAAUUAUAAAAGAUAAGAAAAAGACAACCAAAAAAAAAAAAAAAAGAAAAAAAAAAGAAAAAGACAACCUGAUGGCAGGCUAGCCCACAAUUAACCA
Sarcophilus harrisii (Tasmanian devil) is the source of this 2923-nucleotide messenger RNA. It is a transcript of the gene LSM1, whose product is annotated as LSM1 homolog, mRNA degradation associated. Gene Ontology annotation, biological process: deadenylation-dependent decapping of nuclear-transcribed mRNA. Bases 178 to 510 code for a protein of 110 amino acids. Gene Ontology annotation, molecular function: RNA cap binding. The transcript is spliced from 3 exons. Lineage: Eukaryota; Metazoa; Chordata; Mammalia; Dasyuromorphia; Dasyuridae. Gene Ontology annotation, cellular component: P-body; Lsm1-7-Pat1 complex. The record is from RefSeq and is a predicted model, not a curated record.